AUGGCUAAAAAUUUCAACAUCCUCGUCCUACCCGGCGAUGGCAUCGGCCCGGAAGUCAUGGCCGAAGCCGUCAAGGUCCUGAAGACGUUCGAGACACCCGAGCGCAAGUUUGAACUGCGUCAGGAGUUGAUUGGAGGAUGUAGCAUUGACGCACAUGGAAAGCCUGUGACUGAAGAAGUCAAACAGGCAGCUCUGGACUCUGACGCAGUGCUUUUCGCUGCAGUUGGAGGUCCGAAAUGGGAUAAUCAACGUCGUGGUCUUGAUGGGCCUGAAGGAGGACUACUUCAACUACGCAAGGCUAUGGAUAUCUAUGCAAACCUACGUCCGUGCUCUUCUACCUCGCCGAGUGCCUCUAUUGCCAAGGAGUUCAGCCCGUUCAAGCAUGAAAUUAUUGAAGGCGUUGAUUUCGUUGUUGUUCGGGAGAAUUGUGGAGGUGCCUACUUUGGCCGCAAGGUCGAAGAAGAAACAUACGCGAUGGAUGAAUGGGGCUACUCCGAAGCCGAGAUCCAACGAGUUACCCGUCUAUCCGCUGAAGUGGCACUACGACACAACCCCCCUUGGCCUGUGAUCUCACUAGACAAGGCGAAUGUACUAGCUUCUUCGCGGCUCUGGCGUCGGGUGGUGGACAAGACUAUGGCAGCCGAGUACCCGCAAGUGAAAUUGGUGCACCAACUGGCGGACUCCGCAUCGUUGAUUCUAGCAACGAACCCGCGAUCCCUGAAUGGUGUUAUCCUGGCUGACAACACUUUCGGCGAUAUGAUCUCUGACCAGGCUGGGUCUAUUGUGGGUACACUCGGUGUGUUGCCGAGUGCCAGUCUCAACGGUCUGCCUGGUGAUAAGACGAUGAAGACACGACCUUACGGGCUGUAUGAGCCUACACAUGGAUCUGCUCCGACUAUCGCCGGACAAAAUAUUGCCAACCCCGUUGCCAUGAUUCUUUGCGUUGCACUUAUGUUCCGAUACUCCUUGAGCAUGGAAGACGAGGCUCGACGUGUAGAGGAUGCGGUUCGUAAAGUGUUGGACUCCGGGAUUCGGACACCUGACCUUGGUGACACUUCCGUUCUUCUUCCCUCAUUCCUCUCCAUGUCUGAAAUCCCACCUCUCAAGCCUAGAGCUUCUACACCUUCACAGAGUCCUCCAGACGAGUCUCCAACGAGAAGCCGAGCACUCAACAUGUCAUCCCAAACCCCGAACAUCCCAUCUACGCCAGCGACGGCACUGUACCAUCCAACCCGGCUACCAAACACACCAGGAUCCUGUGCUCUACGUCUUGAAAACCUAGAACAACAAACCUCCGCUACGAAAAGCGAGCUGAUGGCAUCAAUCGCGGCAGAUAUCUGCGCAACAUUCAUAAGCAUCGCAAAGUACUCUGAAGAUGGUACCCUCCAUGCACAGCACACAGGUGUGAUCGACAUGGUGAUCCAGACGAUCCGCGACACGGACGUGAAGCAGCGGCACUUGCUUGAUCGACAGGUCCGUCGGCUGCGCAAAGAGAAGAAGUGGAUACGGAAGAAGUAUUCGCGAUUGGCUGGACAGGCGGAUGGACUAGGUCGCACGUAUCAGACUAAGGCGCGGAAGUUGAAGAUUGCGCUGCGAGAGGCGCAGGGGGAAGUGAUGCGUUUACAAAAUGAGCGGGAUAUGUUGCAAGCUUUUCUGAAGAAUAGGGGUUAUGCCCUGAAUGACAAUGUUGAUGGGAAGGGGGAGGAGGUUGAUGGAGAAUAUGAGCUUGCGGAAGAAGAUGAAACUGCGAAUGACGAGGAUCUUUGA
Messenger RNA from Penicillium griseofulvum, 1767 nucleotides. RefSeq names its product 3-isopropylmalate dehydrogenase. Gene Ontology annotation, biological process: L-leucine biosynthetic process. The record is from RefSeq and is a predicted model, not a curated record. Gene Ontology annotation, cellular component: cytosol. Gene Ontology annotation, molecular function: magnesium ion binding; 3-isopropylmalate dehydrogenase activity; NAD binding. Bases 1 to 1767 code for a protein of 588 amino acids. The transcript is spliced from 4 exons. Lineage: Eukaryota; Fungi; Ascomycota; Eurotiomycetes; Eurotiales; Aspergillaceae.